AUGAGCAUUAUUCCGCUCUUCCCGUUGCCUUUCCGACCUCUCCCUCCCGCACUCGCCGCCGUCACAUCCGCUGUCAACGCCACGCUGCACAAUUCCGCACGUUCCGCUCGCAUUUCCGAAAAUUACGGAAGCCCGUCGUUGCCGAGUUUAUCGCCACGUCGGCACCUUGAGUGUGGUGGAUUCGUGCUUUGUCGUUUACCAGGAGCGUCGCGCUCGAGACUUCACUACUAUCAGACGCUGCGUAGUUCAGGCGCAACGGUCGGCAUUCACAAGGUUGUAACACCGGCGUCUUGCGUCUCGUCCCGGCCAAUUGCAUCUAGAGCAGGCAGCACCUUCGCAGCAACUUCCGGCUCCAUUUCAGCUACCAGUAGUGAUACGAAUAGUGCGGAGUUUGAAUCAGGUAGUACCUCGGCGGAAGUUGCGGCGGGGAUGGCGGCGGCGGCGGACGCGAAGGGUCGCGGCGGCGAGGGCAUCGCGAUCGUGUGGCUGCGCAGCGACCUGCGCGUGCACGACAACGAGGCGCUGCUGCGCGCGUGGCAGGCGGCGGCGAUCGCGGUGCCCGUGUACUGCUUCGACCCGCGCUGCUUCUCCACCACCCACAAUUUCGGCUUUCCGAAGACGGCAGCCCAACGUGCACGUUUCCUGCUGGAGAGCGUGGCGGACCUGAGGCAGCGCCUGCAGGGGAUGGGGUCGGAGCUGGUCGUGCGGGUGGGGCCGCCUGAAACGGUGCUGCCCGCCAUGGCGGCGGCUCUCAACGCGCAUCUGGUGGGCCCUGCAUGCUGUGGUGGCUCAGGCGGAAACAACAGACGAGGAGCUCAGGGUGGAGAGGAACCUCAAGCACGCACUAAACAAUGUGACUAUAACGAGGGCCACAGGAGGACCAACGGCGGCUCAAGAAAGACCCGCGGCAGAUACUGCCAACGGUCGCCGCCCGAAGCUGGAUCUGAUAUGGGGGCUGCCAUGUACCACGUGGAUGAUCUGCCAUUCGCUCCUGCCAACCUUCCUGACAUCUACACUCAGUUCCGGAAAGCGGUGGAAACCAAGGCCAAGGUCCGCCCUCCCCUAGCCAUGCCUGCCAGCCUCGGACCGUUCCUCUCUGCCAAAGCUGUUCACAGGAUCGGCGGUUUGGGCUCCCUGCCUUCUCUGGCAGACCUCGGGAUUGACGACCCGCCACCACAGGUGCCUCUGCUCUGGCUUUGCUCACUUUCGACUCAAGGGGUGUGCUACCCUUCAGGGGCGGGGAAACAGCAGCACUGGCUUGGGUGGAUUUUGAGGCGCCUCAAAAAGGGGCGGGGAAACAGCAGCACUGGCUCGGGUGGAGGAGUAUGUGUGGCAGCGGGAUUGGAUUACGGAGACCCCAGGGGCGUGCUGCCGUUCAGGGGCGGGGAGACAGCAGCACUGGCUCGGGUGGAGGAGUAUGUGUGGCAGAGGGAUUGCAUUAAAGAGUACAAGCUGACUCGCAACGGCAUGCUGGGGGCGGAUUACAGCACCAAGCUGUCUCCAUGGCUGGCGCAUGGGUGCAUCUCUGCUCGUUUCAUCCAUUCUGAGGUGCUGCGAUACGAGAAGGAGCGAGUCGCAAAUGAGUCCACAUACUGGGUGUUGUUUGAGCUUAUCUGGCGGGACUCUUCCGGUUUCUCUCCAUCAAGUGGGCCCCGCAGGCUGCAAUUUAACAGCCGAGACUGGUCCACAAACAGAGCUCUCUUUGAUGCGUGGCGGGAGGGACGGACAGGGUACCCUCUGGUGGACGCCAAUAUGAGGGAGCUCGCUGCCACGGGCUUCAUGUCCAACCGAGGCAGACAGAUAGUAUGCUCGUUCCUGGUGCGAGACAUGGGCAUGGACUGGCGUAUGGGUGCGGAGUGGUUUGAGUCGCUUCUUCUUGACCACGACCCUGCUUCUAACUACGGCAACUGGACCUAUGGCGCUGGUACGGUGGUGCUGGGGGUAGAAUGGUUUGAGUCGCUCCUCCUGGACCACGACCCUGCUUCCAACUAUGGCAACUGGACCUAUGGCGCUGGCAUGGCGCUGGUACAGUGGGUGUUUGUGCGGUGUUGGUACGGUGUUGGUACGGUGUUUGUGCGGUGUUGGUACGGUGUUGGUACGGUGUUUGUGCGGUGUUGGUACGGUGUUGGUACGGUGUUUGUGCGGUGUUGUGUUGGUACGGUGUUUGUGCGGUGUUGGUACGGUGUUGGUACGGUGUUGGUACGGUGUUGGUACGGUGUUGGUACGGUGUUGGUACGGUGUUGGUACGGUGUUGGUACGGUGUUUGUGCGGUGUUGGUACGGUUGGUACGGUGUUGGUACGGUGUUGGUACGGUGUUUGUGCGGUGUUGGUACGGUGUUGGUACGGUGUUGGUACGGUGUUGGUACGGUGUUUGUGCGGUGUUGGUACGGUGUUGGUACGGUGUUUGUGCGGUGUUGGUACGGUUGGUACGGUGUUGGUACGGUGUUGGUACGGUGUUGGUACGGUGUUGCUAUGGCGCUUGUACAGUGUGGCGAUGAGGCUGGGAUGGCACUGGUAGGGUGGUGGAACGGUGGUUUGUAUGGUGUGUCGCAUAUGUGGUAG
This is a messenger RNA of Closterium sp. Yama58-4, 2562 nucleotides long. NCBI's taxonomy places the organism in Eukaryota, Viridiplantae, Streptophyta, Zygnematophyceae, Desmidiales, Closteriaceae. The record is from the annotation of a GenBank genome assembly.